AUGCAGCCAAAUCAGCUUCAAGUGGCAGGUGCUGAGGAGCAGUGCAGUGCAGGGGGAAAGGGAAGGACAUUCACAAAAGGGUUUCGCCCAUUCUUGAAUCUUGACCGUAACAGUGAAUUCCAGGGAAUAGAGAUCGUGCGGUAUGCUGUGGCCUCUAUGGCAGUGGCCUCCCAGGAGGUUAUAUUACAGUGGAAACAUUUUGCCUUUGUUAAGUAUGUGGGGAUGGAUUAG
Molecule: messenger RNA, 231 nt
Organism: Prunus armeniaca (apricot)
Lineage: Eukaryota; Viridiplantae; Streptophyta; Magnoliopsida; Rosales; Rosaceae
Source: the annotation of a GenBank genome assembly